Molecule: messenger RNA, 557 nt
Organism: Limulus polyphemus (Atlantic horseshoe crab)
Lineage: Eukaryota; Metazoa; Arthropoda; Merostomata; Xiphosura; Limulidae
Product: small nuclear ribonucleoprotein E-like
Exons: 5
Coding region: 105-395 (96 amino acids)
Biological process (GO): spliceosomal snRNP assembly; mRNA splicing, via spliceosome
Cellular component (GO): U5 snRNP; U4 snRNP; precatalytic spliceosome
Molecular function (GO): RNA binding
Source: RefSeq, a predicted model, not a curated record
AAUACCAUCCUUUUGAUAUCAUUGUUUUACUUUUAGUAGAUGCAACGAAAGUCUUUACGAUUUUGUUUUUAGACAUAUAGAGUAAACAUUUAAUUCAGAUUAAAAUGUCGUACAAAGGAGGAGGAGGACAGAAGAUACAGAAAGUUAUGGUUCAACCUAUUAACUUGAUUUUUAGGUAUCUUCAAAAUAGAGCAAGAAUUCAGAUAUGGCUUUAUGAAAAUGUAAAUCUCAGAAUAGAAGGACACAUUAUUGGAUUUGAUGAGUACAUGAAUCUUGUGCUAGAUGAAGCAGAAGAAAUUCACAUCAAAACUAAACAAAGGAAGCAAGUUGGGAGGAUCCUACUGAAGGGGGAAAAUAUUACCUUGAUCAUGAGUACACAGAGUAUGCCUGGCUGAAAACUGAAAUUCGUUAAUCAUCACAUCAAUUUUUGUAGCUGGUGCAUUUUUACCUAAUGUUUUUGUAAUUCUAUACCUCCUGUGUUUAAGAAACAUAUCAGUUUUCCACAUAUGUGUGUUUGUGUGUACAAUUUAUUUGAUUAAAUUUCACUUUUAUUUAAA